Gongylonema pulchrum is the source of this 315-nucleotide messenger RNA. Lineage: Eukaryota; Metazoa; Nematoda; Chromadorea; Rhabditida; Gongylonematidae. The record is from the annotation of a GenBank genome assembly.
AUGAACAGCAUGGCUGCCGCCACCUACGAAGAUUUCCUGAAGAACAGCUUGGAAGGAUCAAUUUCGGACGCCACUGCCACAACAGUCAAUAAAAUUUUUGUACUUGCAUUUGGUUUGUUAUCAACAGCGCUGGCAUUCGCUGCUGAACCGCUGGGUGGCAUUUUGCGGGGCCUGAAAAUUUACAGGUUGUCAACGUACGCUUAUUCGGGUGUUGGAAUGGUGCUCAUGCUUUCUAUUGCUGUUCCUCUCGUUUAUUUCUGGAAUGAGGCGAAUCCGUUGCAUAUCGCUCAUCUCACUUAUUACGGCAGAAAGUAA